AUGGGACGUACGAGAGGAAUCUCAUGGAGAAACCACAAGGGCAGAAGCGCCUGGUCUAGCUCCCGUCCGCCGCCGGGGGACGACGCCGCCACCAGAUUCAAGAUCGCAGAGGCAAUGUCGCCGCCGGGGAAGGACAUCCUCAGGGCGAUCCCUCCGUGGCGAGAGCAGCUCACAGCCCGGGGCCUGGCGGCGAGCCUGGCCGUUGGCGCCACCUACAGCUUGGUCGCCAUGAAGCUCAGCCUCACCACCGGGCUCGUCCCCCCCCUCAACGUCUCCUCCUCCUUCCUCGCCUUCAUAAUCCUCCGGGCGUGGACGGGUCUGCUCCGCCGCGCCGGCCUCUCCCCCAGGCCCUUCACCCCCCAGGAGAACGCCGUCGUUCAGACCUGCGCCACCGCCUGCUACAGCAUCGCCAUGGGAGGUCGGAGACCCAUCCGUGCUAGGGUUUCGCUCUCUCCACCUCCAUCUCCACGUUCUGUGAUUAUUAAACCAACUGGGUAUUUUUCUGAGAACCAGGCGGAUUUGGAUCGUAUCUGCUUGCGCUGAGCAAGAACACGUACGAACAGGCGGGCUCGAGCGGCGGCUACAGGGAUCCCGCGAUCGGCUGGAUGACGUCGUUCCUCUUCUCCGUCAGCUUCGUCGGGCUCCUCCCCCUCGUCCCUCUCAGAAAGGUUCCUCCUCUUUCUUCCUCCGUUCCGUUCUCUCUGUGUUCUUGGAACGAUCUGAUCCAGAACCAGACUCUGUAAGAAGCUUCGUUCUUUUUCUCUUUCUUCUGACAAUUUCUCUCUCAAGAUCAUGAUCGUUGACUACAAGCUUGCCUACCCAAGUGGCACGGCCACCGCCGUUCUCAUCAACGGCUUCCACACACCCCAGGGGGACAAGAUGGCCAGGAAACAGGUGCAGAGCUUCGCCAGAGCUUUCGGGCUUAGCUUCUCAUGGAGUCUGAUCAAGUGGGUCUUCUCCGGAGAGGUCUGUGCAGCUGGGAGGCGACCUUCGGUGGGGCCCACGUAAGAACCAGCACAACCCACGUUGACUUUGAUCUUGACUGACACAAGCGGACCUCAGUCAACGCGAUUAGACCUCAUCUGACCACCUGGUUUUUCUUGCAGGGCCUUCUCCAAUUUCAGCCUGGCUUACGUUGGUGCUGGGAUGAUCUGCAGCCACCUGGUCAACCUCUCCCUCCUCAUGGGAGCCGCCCUGUCGUGGGGCCUUCUGUGGCCCCUGGUGAGGAGGUUCAGUGGGGCCUGGUACGCCGCCGGCUUGCCGGAGAGCAGCAUGAAGGGCCUCCAAGGCUACAAGGUCCGGCCAUGGCAGGCUUCCCCUUAGAGUUUAUUUCCUCUUUUGGGAUGAACCCGUUGGCUUGCUGUUCUUCGCAGGUCUUCGGCUCGAUCGCCCUGAUCCUCGGGGACGGGCUCUACAACUUCGUCAAGGUGGUGGUCAUCGUCGCCGGGAGAGCCUGCCGGAAAUCUCGGAGAACCGGUGAGCACCCAGGUUGACUUCCCCCCUCCAAAUCAUGUUCAUGGAUUCGAGCCACCAACCAGCCAACCGAGUGGGUGAUCAGGGGCGGCGGAUGGCGGCGCGGCGGCGCUGGAGGAUCUGCAGAGAGACGAGGUGUUCUUGAAGGAGAGCAUCCCGUCGUGGGCGGCCGCCGCCGGGUACGCUCUCAUGGUAGUGUUGUCCGUCGCCGCCGUCCCUCUCAUCUUCCCGGAGGUGCGGCGGAGCCACCUCCUGCUGGCCCAGCUGGCGGCGCCUCCGCUGAGCUUCUGCAACGCCUACGGCGCCGGCCUGACGGACAUCAGCAUGGGCUACAACUACGGCAAGGCGGCGCUCUUCCUCCUCGCCGCCUGCGCCGGCGAGCCCUCCGGGGUGAUCGCCGGCCUCGUGGGCUGCGGCCUCGUCAAGUCUGCCGUCUCCGCCGCCGCCGAGCUCAUGCAGGACCUCAAGACCGGCCACCUCACCCUCGCCUCCCCACGCGCGAUGCUCCUCGCGCAGAUGGCGGGGACGGCGAUGGGCUGCGUCCUCGCUCCCCUCGCCUUCUUCGUCUUCUAUGGCGGCGGGUUCGCCGUCGGCGACCCCGCCGGAGCCUUCAAGGCGCCCUAUGCUCUCAUCUACAGGAACAUGGCGGUGCUCGCCGUGGAGGGCUUAUCUACCUUGCCGGGGAAUUGCCUGUGGCUCUGCGGAGGGCUGAUGUGUUUCGCCUUGGUGUUGAACGCCACCAGGGACCUGCUGGGGCCGGAGAGCCGGCGGCGGCGGUGGUUGCCUCUGCCGGCGGUGAUGUCGGUGCCCUUUCUCGUGGGGCCAGAGUUCGCCGUGAACAUGUGCGUGGGGAGCUUGUUGGUGCUCGCCUGGGGCUGGUUCGGUGUCGCGGGCGGGGCUGGGCCGGCGGCGCAGUCGGCCGCCGCCGCCGGGCUCGUCUGCGGGGACGGGCUGUGGGCGCUUCCUUCGUCACUGCUUGCCCUUGCAAAGAUCCCUUCUCCUCUCUGCGUGAAGUUCCCCGCUGAGUAG
Messenger RNA from Spirodela intermedia, 2502 nucleotides. The record is from the annotation of a GenBank genome assembly. NCBI's taxonomy places the organism in Eukaryota, Viridiplantae, Streptophyta, Magnoliopsida, Alismatales, Araceae.